AUGCAGCGUAACCCGAUUUUGACGAAUAUUGGAAUAGUCUCGCGGGUAGCACCUACUCCCGUACUCGCUGUAGUGUCCUCGUCGGCAGCUUGGCUCACAUUCCAACAUCUGAUCAUGGUUAUACUUAGUUUGCGCAUAGUAAACCCGCUUCUUCAUCGACGUGCGGAUGAUGGGACCAACGGCGAGCCGGGAAUAGGAAUUUUGACGCGCGAGUCUGAGGACGACUUCUGGCAGGAGUUGAUGGAGAUUUGUGGACGAGUACAUAUGGCGAAUUCACAAGACGCGCAGGUGGACGCGCAACCGGGUGAUACUGUGGACUCGAACGGUACCAGUAGGCAACACUAA
Molecule: messenger RNA, 345 nt
Organism: Cylicocyclus nassatus
Lineage: Eukaryota; Metazoa; Nematoda; Chromadorea; Rhabditida; Strongylidae
Source: the annotation of a GenBank genome assembly